UUGACUCCAGUGGCAAGGAGGGAAAUAGAUCAGACAGGGUCAGGGCUCCACAGGGGUAAAGAAGAGGAAAUAAGCUUGGAGAGAUUUGGAUGCAGAAUCAACAGGAUUUGGAGAGUGGAUAUAAGUUAAGAGGGGGGGAAAGUCAGGGUUUCUGGUUGGAGCAACUGGGCUAAUGGUGGGACCAAUCAAUGAGGUAGAAAAAGCAGCAUAUGGAUUCACCGUGAGACAGAGGCUUUAACUUUGACUUGGUGAAGUCCGCUGGGCCUGGGUGAUGGCCAGAGAUGUCAGGAGGCAGUGAGAUACACAGAUCUGAAAGUCAGAACACUUCCGGCGGUGGUAGAUGUGAAGUGUUUCAGUUCAGUUCUGAUUUCUUUUUUACCUUCGUAACAACAGAAUUGAGGAAGGGCUGAUUCUGGGUUCUAGGAGAGACGUGACGGGGGGAAGGGUGUCAGUCCCCUGAUCCAAAGACGACUCCAGGCUCAUCGCUGACUCGGUUCUCCCUCCCCACAGAUGGCUUUUCACCGCCGCAGGUCCGUGAAAUCCAAGCCCCUGGCCUGCCUUCUGGUGGGUUUGAGUUUCUUGGCCCUGGGUCAGUGGUUCCUCCAAGUGUCCACGUCUCAGCAGAAGAAGGUGAGGGAUGGCUCCCGGUCAGCUGUGAGUGUGACCCCUGCCGUGCCACCGUCCGCAUCCAGCCCAGGGCCCGCGUGCGUGGCCAAUGCCUCAGUGAAUGGCACGGCCGACUUUGAGCAGCUGCCUGCGCGCAUCCAAGACUACCUGCGGUAUCGCCACUGCCGCCACUUCCCGCUGCUCUGGGACUCGCCAGCCAAGUGCGCGGGCGGCCGCGAGGCCUUCCUACUGCUGGCCGUGAAGUCGUCGCCCGCCAACUACGAGCGGCGCGAGCUCAUCCGCCGCACUUGGGGGCAGGAGCGCAGCUACGGCGGGCGGCCGGUGCGCCGCCUCUUCCUGCUGGGCACCGCCGCGCCCGAGGACGCCGAGCGCGCCGAGCAGCUGGCGGCGCUGGUGGCCCUGGAGGCGCGCGAGCACAGCGACGUGCUGCAGUGGGCCUUCGCCGACACCUUCCUCAACCUCACGCUCAAGCACGUGCACCUGCUCAACUGGCUGGCGGUGCGCUGCCCGCAUGCGCGCUUCCUGCUCAGCGGCGACGACGACGUCUUCGUGCACACCGCCAACGUGGUCAGUUUCCUGGAGGCGCAGCCGCCCGACAGCCACCUCUUCGUCGGGCAGCUCAUGAGCGGCUCCGUUCCCAUCCGCGACAGCUGGAGCAAGUACUUCGUGCCCCCGCAGCUCUUCUCGGGGCCGGCCUACCCGGUGUACUGUAGCGGUGGCGGCUUCCUCCUGUCCCACUACACAAUCCAGGCCCUGCACCGGGCCGCCCGCCACACCCCGCUCUUCCCCAUCGACGACGCCUACAUGGGCAUGUGUCUGGAGCGCGCCGGCUUGGCUCCCAGCGGUCACGAGGGCAUCCGGCCUUUCGGCGUGCACAUGCCUGGCGCCCGGCAGCCCUCCUUCGACCCCUGCGUGUACCGCAAUCUGCUGCUUGUGCACCGCUUCGUGCCCUACGAGAUGCUGCUCAUGUGGAAGGCGCUGCACGAUUCCGGGCUGAGCUGUAGCCAAGGGCACAGGGUCUCCUGAGGCCGGGUGGGCUGCGGUGGGUGGGUAAGCAGCCUCUACACGGGAUGCUUUCUGGAUACCUUCUUUCCUAUCCAGCUCCCUGCACCUGAAUUCGAGCCACAAACCAGAAUCACCUGGGUGAGGAGGGUGGAAAAUACCUAAAUCCUGGCCGCAUCUCCGAAAGUGUCCCCAGACUUCUAGGUAUUGUUAAAGUUCUUUCAGGGAUUCGAAUGUGCAGCUAGAAAAGAAGCCCACUGGGCACGGGAGCAUCUGUUAUCCUUCCAAACCCAGCUCCAUCACCCCCUCUACAGCCUUCCAGGACACCCGCCUCAAAUCACUGUAGACAAUGGAGCAAGAGAGGGGUGAAGAGCCAGGAUUAAAUGUCACCUGCAGGUGCAGUACACGUGAGUUGUCACUUCAUCAUUUCCUCCACAAUUGCAUGGAACUGAACGGACAGCCAUCAUCAAAGCCAGCAGUCACAUCAUUCUGACCUCUGCUUCCAUUGGCCCCAUAUCCUUCUCUGACUCUCCUGCUUCCCCUUUCACUUAUAAAAAACUCUUGUGGUCACAUUCGGCCUCUUGGAUAAUCCAAGAGAGUCUCCUUGUCUUAAGGUCAGCUGAUCAGCAAUCUUAAUUCCAUCUGCAAACUUAAUUCCCCUUUGCCCUGCAACCUAAUGUAUGCACUGUAUGUUCUGGAGAUUAGGACGUGGACAUCCCUGGCGUGUGCACAGACCUCACUGCUGCAAAUAACUGGUAACCCAAGUCAAAAUGGCUCAACAUAGAAAGUCAUUUAUUAUAGUUAAGUAGUCUGGUGGGAGGGAGGCUCCAAAGCUGGUGAAUUCAAUGGCUGCAUGAUGCCAUCAUGGACGCAGGCUCCCCCACCUUUCUGCUUUGCCAUCCUCAGGACACUAUUCUUCUCGGCCACAAGGUGGUUGCUGCUCUUCCAGACAUCCUGUCCAUUUGGAAGGAAGGAGCCCUUCCAAAAGCCCCCAGAAGACAUCCUCUAAUAUCUUACUGGCAAACAACAGUAUCUACCUUUGUUUUCUGCCAAGCUAACUUGCUCUGGGGACCACCCCUUACCAAUUCUAUGUGGUUUUGGGGAAACUGUCAUUCACAUUACACAAUCUCCCCCAGAAACAGUGGUUGGAACGUACUCAUGUACCAUCCAAAAAGCAAUUCUGAGUCCUUUUGGUGGGGUUUCAUGUGGACACUGGAAGAAAGUUUUCUCUUCCAUUAGCAUGGCUGGGCUGGGAUGAUGUAAGCUGAGCUGCCAGCUGCUAUCCUGCCCAGGCUGGUGGGGAGAGUCCCUCUGCAGUGGGAGAGGGAAGGCCCACACACAGGGGAAGCAGAGAGAAAAAGAGGGGAGUGAGAAACUGGAUGAUCUCCUUGGGCCCCUGAGUGGCCAUGCUUGAAGUUAGGAUAGCUGGGCUUCAUUUAGGAGAAACAGUAAAUUCCCUGGUGGCCUACAUCAUUUGGGGAUUUUAUCAUUUGCAAUAAAAAAAUAUCCACUAGAACUGUGGUCUGGCCUGAUCACCAGCAGUCAGCCUCCUCCUUAUCUCUCUUCAAGGACUCAGAAUCUACCCCGAGUCCCCACCAAGAGACCUUCACCCAACCCCUGAUGCAUAUCCAGCUGCCUCAGUGGUCAUCUGGUCUUGAAUAUACUGCAAGCACCCUGACUGAAGCCUCUCUCAAGCCUGCCCCUCGACCAACAUGCCCAUCUUGGCAAAUGGCAGUAUCAUGCCCUGAUUUGUCCAAGCCAGGACUGGGAGGGGGUAUCUCAAACUCCCCCUCUCCCUGACACCCCAUCUGAUCAAUCACCAAGUUCCAUAGACUUUACCUCUAAAAUCUCUCUCCACCUCCAUCUCUGUGGACACCAGUCUGGCCUAGGCUACCAGCAGCUCUCAUGUGGGCCUCAGCCAGAGGCACCUAGGGAUCCAUUCUCCACUCUGCAGCCAAAAGGCAGAUCUGCUCACAUUUUGGGCCUUCCCAAACUCUGCCCCUGCUGUCCUCAGAUGGUAGGCAGACUCUUGACUGGACCAGUUGUUUGACCUGCGUUCCUUGCCUUCUCCAGCUGAUCUCUCUUCACUCUGCCAGGGCUCAUGGAACCUCUGGUGUUCAGUGCACUGUCUUGCCUCUAGGCCUUCCCACAUGCUGUUUCCUUGCCUGAAACACCUUUCCACCUUCACUUCAUUUGACAGAAACUUCGAUAUAAGGUUAAGUAUCAUUCCUUGGAGAAGCCUUUCCCAACCCUUGUCCCAGGGCACAGAGCUGCCCAGCACCGCCUCUCCUCACCUCCUGCCUGGUUAUGGCUCUGAAUUCCCCAGAGCCCCCAGCAUCUGCCACUGCCCCUGAAACUCAGUGUCUGUGUUAGUUUCCUACUGCUGCUGUGACAAACUACCAUGCAGAUGUACUGUCUUACAGUUCCGUAGGUCAGAAGUCUGACACAAGCCUCAUGGGGCUAAAAUCAAAGUAUCAGCAGGACUGCAUCCCUUGCUGGCAACUCCGAGGAGGAUCUAUUUCCCGGUCUGUUUUUUCCAGCUUCUAGAGGCCCCUUCCGCCAUCUUCAAAGCCAGAAUGAUGGCCUCCCUCUCUGACUCUUCAGCCUGCACCUUCCACUUUUAAGGACCCCUGUGAUCACAUUGGGCCCACCUGGUAAUCCAGGAUUAUCCUCCUGUCUUAAGGUCAGCUGAUCAGCAACCUUCAUUCCAUCUGUAACCUUAAUGUUCUUUUCCCAUGUAACCUUACAUAUUCAUAAGUUCCAGGGAUUAGGGUGUGGACAUCUUUGGGGGGCCAUUAUUCUACUUACCACAGUAUCCAAUACAUAUUUGUUGAAUAAAUGAGCCAUAAUUAAAUAAUGAACAAAAAUUAAUAAAUGAACAAAUGUGCAUCCUUCAAGCAGACCUCCUUGAUGCAGACUGCUACCUGGACAGUUGAGUGUCACUGACACUGAAUUCCCGUUCCUCCCGUUGCCAUUUUUCAAGUGUUUGUCACAGAUAAGAAAACAAGAAUGCUGAGGCCAGGAGAGGACACCUCUAUGUCCUUUGGAAAAUCUGAAUUCUGUGCUUUGACGACAUCCUCCCAUUUUCCUGACAGGCAGGUGGAUUAUCCCCACUUCAUGGGCAAAGAGAUUGAUUCAGGAACGUCACAGUUCAGAAGAGUCAGAAUGCCACAGUUAUGGGACUGCUGUGUUACUCUGGGUCCUGGUCACCCCAUGUCUGGGCUGCUAGCGUCACCAGGCCCAGGGAAGGCCCGCGGCUCGCA
This is a messenger RNA of Camelus dromedarius (Arabian camel), 4892 nucleotides long. RefSeq names its product UDP-GlcNAc:betaGal beta-1,3-N-acetylglucosaminyltransferase 6 (gene B3GNT6). Gene Ontology annotation, cellular component: Golgi membrane. Gene Ontology annotation, molecular function: hexosyltransferase activity; UDP-glycosyltransferase activity. Bases 511 to 1653 code for a protein of 380 amino acids. The record is from RefSeq and is a predicted model, not a curated record. Lineage: Eukaryota; Metazoa; Chordata; Mammalia; Artiodactyla; Camelidae. The transcript has a single exon.